AUGUUCAUUUUAGAUGUGUGCUGGCAGAGGAGAUGGGGCAGGGAGCUGCUGCAGGUGCUUGGGGACCCCAGAGCAAGGAGGUGGCUGGAGGGGGGGAGAAUUUUCUGUCCCUGGGGGAGAAUCUCACCCCUCCCUUCUUCCCCCUCCCCUCCUCCCCCCGUCUCCUGGCAGCUUUUCUAUUCCUUCUUCAAAUCCCUGGUAGGGAAGGACGUGGUGGUGGAAUUGAAGAAUGACUUGAGUAUCUGCGGGACCCUCCAUUCGGUGGAUCAGUACUUGAACAUCAAGCUGACGGACAUCAGCGUGACUGAUCCGGAGAAGUACCCCCACAUGCUGUCGGUGAAGAACUGCUUUAUCCGGGGCUCCGUGGUGCGUUACGUGCAGCUGCCGGCCGACGAGGUGGACACGCAGCUGCUCCAGGACGCCGCACGCAAGGAGGCGCUGCAGCAAAAGCAGUGACCCCCCCCACUCCCGCCACCGGGGGGGGACCUGCCCCAGGGCCCCCACCCCCUGCUGGGCUGCUCCUGCUACUAAAACCAUGGUGCUCCCAGAUGCCUGGGUCCGGGCUGCUCCCCCUCCUGGCUGGGAGCAGGAGCCCCCCCGCCCCAUCCAGGGGUUCCUCCUUUUUGCCCUGCCAGCCUCCUGGCAAGCUCCGGCCUCCUGGCUUCAUCUUGGCCCCUACCCAGGAAGAGCAGAGGGGAACCCAGAUAUCCAGGGCCUGGCAGGGGGGUCUCAGCUGUGCCCUUCCUAGGGCCCCGGAUGCCUGGGUUCAAAGCGUCCCCGUGUCUAGGACCCCAACGCCCAGCGUCUGUGUUCCCCAGAGUGGCAGAUUCCUCAUGGGAUGAAUAGUGGGGUGGUUCCUAGCGUUAUUUCCCUACCCCCCCAUUUGGGGAAAAGAUUGGGGGGCAGGGUCUGAACUCCCCGGCCCCCUUUCACCUGAAGUCACACAGCAGUUGAAGUUGCAUUUUUAUUUUUCAAGAAUUUCUCCCAGUUCUUUAAGGGGGGUUUUGGGUCCCCUGCCCCGGGGAGCAAGGAGGGGGGAUGCCAUUAACUCCUGUCCCUUCCCAACGGGACCCUUCCUGGAAGAGAUGUGGGGUGUUUGAAGUGCUGCUCCCCCCUGAGCUAUUUCCCAUGGAAGGGGGCCCUUCUGGGCAGCUGGGGGGCUGGAUUAUUUUUGUUAGGGUUUGGGCCAAGGGAAUGGAGAGAGUUGGGUUUUUUGUAUGGUUGAUUCGUGCUUCGCAGACUCCAGUGGAAUAAACGUUUGGAGCCUGGUUACAAA
Messenger RNA from Pelodiscus sinensis (Chinese soft-shelled turtle), 1276 nucleotides. NCBI's taxonomy places the organism in Eukaryota, Metazoa, Chordata, Testudines, Trionychidae. The record is from RefSeq and is a predicted model, not a curated record.